This is a messenger RNA of Penaeus monodon (black tiger shrimp), 882 nucleotides long. RefSeq names its product glutamate-gated chloride channel-like. Gene Ontology annotation, biological process: monoatomic ion transmembrane transport. The record is from RefSeq and is a predicted model, not a curated record. Gene Ontology annotation, molecular function: transmembrane signaling receptor activity; extracellular ligand-gated monoatomic ion channel activity. Gene Ontology annotation, cellular component: membrane. The coding region runs from base 1 to 882 and encodes 293 amino acids. The transcript has 8 exons. Lineage: Eukaryota; Metazoa; Arthropoda; Malacostraca; Decapoda; Penaeidae.
AUGAGGGAGGGUGAAGAUGGGCUACAGCAAGUACAUAUUAUUUAUAACUUCCCUUCGACAGUGAACAUCUUUUCCGGGUACGAGAACAGCAUCGAGAUCAGCCAGUUAUACACAGUGCGAUAUAACUGCGAAUUCAACCUUGCGAUGUUUCCCUUCGAUUCCCAGAUCUGCUCAAUGCACUUUACGCUCGUGUCAGCUGCUGCUUCGUACAUGGUGCUCGUGCCAGGGAAAGCGAUAUACUCGGGCCCAGAAAACUUAAUUGAAUAUACAAUUGGGCGCGUCCACAUGGCAGCCUCGCAGGAGAACGAGUUCGCGACGCUCCGAGUCGACGUGAGGUUCUACCGUCGCUUCGUGUACUACCUCCUCACCCUUUACAUUCCCUCCGCCUUGCUCAUGAUCAUUGCCUACGCCAGCUUGUUCUUCAAUCCGCUUGACUUCAAUUCGCGCAUCGUCGUCGCCCUCACCGCUCUGCUCGUCCUGUCGUCACUCUUCACGCAGACGUCGAACUCCCUCCCCAAGACGUCUUACUUCAAGAUGGUCGACGUGUGGUUCUUCUUCUCCAUUGUCAUCAUCUUCCUGGUUGUUCUUCUGCAGACGCUGAUUGAUUUUUCGGCUGGCAAGAACUGGUUCAUUUGCUUCAAGAAGAAUACGGUUGUAGAGGUGUUGCCAAGGGCUUCGAGCGAGACAAAGCUGCCAACAGAGGAGCGUCCUCUCGGCCGUCCGCUGAGCCCGGGAUACAAUGCCACCAUGCUCAAGUUCGGCCAGAUCAUCCUGCCGAUUAUAUUCCUGGUGUUCAACCUGAUCUACUGGGGGUCGUCUUUGGUCUGGAAAUCAGGAACGAUGUCCAUGUUAAAGGAUCCGUUACCAUUAGAGUGGAGUUGA